Phymastichus coffea is the source of this 1447-nucleotide messenger RNA. RefSeq names its product E3 ubiquitin-protein ligase MARCHF4-like. Gene Ontology annotation, molecular function: ubiquitin-protein transferase activity; zinc ion binding. The transcript has 4 exons. NCBI's taxonomy places the organism in Eukaryota, Metazoa, Arthropoda, Insecta, Hymenoptera, Eulophidae. Gene Ontology annotation, biological process: protein ubiquitination. The record is from RefSeq and is a predicted model, not a curated record. Bases 99 to 1136 code for a protein of 345 amino acids.
ACCGGGUAUACAGGGCAGGCGACUGCGCUCUUUCUCCUCUCGAUGUUCGAGCGAGAAAACGCGCGGCGGCGGCGACGGCCGCUUUACGGGAGAGAAUAAUGCAGCACAGAAACUAUAAACGGGGAGAGAGAGAGAGAGAGAGAGAGAGAGAGAGAGAGAGAGAGCGGUGUCGGCAGCGACGGCGGCGGCGGCAGCAGCAGCAGCAGCAGCAGCAGCAGCAGCAGCACGAUAAACGCUCGCGCGUGUGCUUGGCAGCCGCACAUCUCCGCCGAGCGUCCGUUCGAGCUCGCUCGUCUCGCUGUGUUAUUGUUGUGGUGUUCGGCGACGCGCGUUCAGCAGGCGAUUGGCGGCGAACCAGAGUGGCACACCCGCGACAGACGCGCGUCGACGGAGCUUUUAAUGGAAGCUUCGGCGAGGUGGUGCAGUGCCGCUACGAACGAAGGAGGAGGAUGACAGCGACGCCCGAGCAAGCCAAGACCAACGCCGCGUCCGCCUGCUGCUGCUGUCGCAUCUGCUACGAGGACGGAUCGUCGGAGGAGCUGAUCGAGCCGUGCGAGUGCUCGGGCACCCUGGGCCUCAUCCACGCCAGCUGCCUGGAGAGAUGGCUGUCCACGUGGAACACCGACCGCUGCGAGAUCUGCAAGUACGGCUUCGCCGUGGAGCGCAGGAACAAGCCCCUCGCCCAGUCGUUCUGGCAGUGGUGGCGAACGCGCGGACUGUACGGACCGCAAGGCGUGACGGGGGACGCGGUGUGCCUGGCCGUGCUGACGCCGCUGUGCUUCGCGGCGACCUACCUCUGCGGCAUCGGCGCCGCGGCGUACGCGAGGCUCGGCUUCUGGGAGGGCAGCGGCCUCGGCGUGCUCUGCUGCAUGCUCGUCGCCACCUACUUUCUCUGGUUCUUCGUCACCAUCAGAUUCCACUACAGGUCGUGGAGGACGUGGCGUAUGCGUAACCAAGACGUCCGACUGCUGGCCAAGUCGCGAGGAGUCGCCGAGGCCGAGCGCGGCAAGUCCCGGGCGAAGGUGGACCCGGCGCGGACCGGGGGCGCCUGCUGCGCCCGAAUCCUCGGCUGGUUUCACUAUGGCCCGAGCGACCAGCCGCUCUACAAUCUCCAGCAGCAGACCACCUUCGUGUGAUCGUGCCUCUUGUCCACCGCGCGUCUCCCCCUUCCUGCCUCGCUCCACGGCGAUUGUCGUCGCGCGCAAAGUGGCCGAUCGCCGAACGGCGCCCGUAAUCUUAACGUCGUCACAACCAAAAAAUCAAGUUUUCAUGGUACGCGACAGAGACUGCUCGCUAGUUGAUCGUCCUAAUUCGUAAGGGGAAAACAAUACUCCCGGUCGUAUGUUCGAGAAGCUGUACGUCAAGUGUCAUUUUAUUGUAGACUCAUCGCUGCGCAAACCAUAUCCGAUGAAAUAAAUAAUCUUUGUUUUUUUACAUCACGAGCGGC